UCAGUGAAACCCUUUAAUUCCCUCAUUUUCUCUCUCUAAUUUCUUCAAUGGACGACAAGGGCGGGAUUCCGCAGGGCCUAACCGCGGAGGAAUUCGCCCAGCUGGAGCACGUGAUCCGCACCUACCACACGUUCGACGCAUUGCCCAACACAUGCACCUCUCUCAUCACGCAGCGGAUCGACGCGCCGGCCGACGCGGUCUGGCCCCUGGUGCGCCGAUUCGACAAUCCCCAGCGCUACAAGCACUUCAUCAAGAGCUGCCGCCUCACCGGCGACGGCGGCGUCGGCAGCAUCCGCGAGGUCACCGUCGUCUCCGGCCUCCCCGCCUCCACCUCCACCGAGCGCCUCGAGAUCCUCGACGACUCCCGCCACAUCAUCAGCUUCCGCGUCGUCGGCGGCGAGCACCGCCUCAACAACUACCGAUCCGUCACCUCCGUCAACGAAUUCACCAUCGCCGCCGGCAAAACCUACACGAUCGUCAUCGAAUCGUACAUCGUCGACAUUCCCGAGGGGAACACCGGCGAGGACACGAAGAUGUUCACCGACACCGUCGUCAAACUCAAUCUCCAGAAGCUCGGAGUGGUGGCGAUCGCAUCGAUGCAUGGCGGCGGCGCCGAUUGAAUUGAUUUUGAGGUAGGGAAUAAUGGCGGAGGCGGCGGCGGUGGUGGUGGUUAGAUAUGUAUUUGUUUUUAAAUAAUUAAGAUAUAAUUAAUUAAUCAUAUGUAAUGUUUGAUUAUUUUGGGGAUAUUUGAUUAAUUAGUGGCUAGAAUUGAAACACGAAACGGUUUUUUUUUGUUCA
Salvia hispanica is the source of this 798-nucleotide messenger RNA. The record is from RefSeq and is a predicted model, not a curated record. Lineage: Eukaryota; Viridiplantae; Streptophyta; Magnoliopsida; Lamiales; Lamiaceae.